This is a messenger RNA of Scheffersomyces amazonensis, 1951 nucleotides long. RefSeq names its product retromer subunit (gene VPS17). Gene Ontology annotation, cellular component: retromer, tubulation complex; endosome; retromer complex. NCBI's taxonomy places the organism in Eukaryota, Fungi, Ascomycota, Pichiomycetes, Serinales, Debaryomycetaceae. Gene Ontology annotation, biological process: intracellular protein transport; retrograde transport, endosome to Golgi. Gene Ontology annotation, molecular function: phosphatidylinositol-3-phosphate binding. The transcript has a single exon. The record is from RefSeq and is a predicted model, not a curated record. Bases 225 to 1901 code for a protein of 558 amino acids.
GUACUACAAGUAAGUACUAUAAGUAAGUACUAUAAGUAAGUACUAUAAGUAAGUACUAUAAGUAAGUACUAUAAGACAAUUGGUAUAUGUUAGUAUAAUUAUUGUGUGUUUAAAGUAGUACGCUAACAAAUACAUUAUUGUCCACGUGACUUGCUCAACAAUAAUUAACAACAAGACUCCACUAAUCAACUCCGUAUCUCUUCCUACCUCUACAACUACUAAAAAUGGCAUCUUCAAUUCCUUAUUUACCAGACGACUUUGAAGAUAAUAAUCCCUCGGCCGAACCCAUUGAUCAAGAGAUCACUCAGAAUCCCUUUGUUGAACCAUCUAUCUUAUCUCAACCUCUCCCCUAUGAUGAACAUGAAGAUACUCCCGAAAUAGAAACUAGUGAACCAAAUGAAAAUGUUCAAUUACCCCAAUCAGAAACUGAUGAAAAUCAAAUUGGGAAAUUAUCUGAAGCAGAAUUACGAAAACUCGUACCAGAAAGAUUUACUACAAAGUAUCAAUUAUCUAUUAAAUUAUUAGGGAUUGAAAAGAAUAAAGUAGGUAAUCCAAUAUUAAGAUUUGAUGCAUUUAUAAAGGGAUUACCUCGUUAUAGACAAAAUAAAUAUAAAGAUAUUCGAAGAACAUAUAAUGAAGUUGUUAAAUUUAAUAAAUAUUUAACUGUAUCAAAUUUAGAAGUAUUUAUACCGGUAUUCCCUAAUGCUACAACAUCAUAUCCAUUUGGUAGUGAAGAUGAAUUUAAACAAUUAAUGUAUGUAUGGCAAGAAUGGUUUAAUAGAAUUACUUGUAAUCCAAUUUUAAUUCGAGAUGAAGAAUUUAUUUAUUUUAUUGAAAAUGAUUUUGGAUAUUCAGUAAUUAAUACUCAAAGGAAAACUAAUGUUGCAAGUGGAUUAGUUCGUAAAACUUUAAAACAAUUAGCUGUACCUUAUGAUCCAUAUCAAGAAUUAGCAGAUUUUCGUCCAUUAAUUAAAGCUGCUUAUUUAAUAUGUCAAAAAUUAUAUAAACUGUUAGAUAAGAGUUCAAAAUUACAAAAACAAAUUUCAAUUCAAGUAUUUGAUUUAUCAAAUAAAUUAGGAGUAUUAUCACAAUUUGAAAAUUCUCAUCCUGGUAUGAAGAAUAUGUGGGAAAAACUUUCAAAAAUUGUUCAAAUUAAUUCUGAUUUAGAUCUUAUUGAAUCUAUUAAUGAAAUGGGAUCAUUAGGUGAUGGAAUUCAAGGAUUAGUUGAUGAUUUUUAUGAAAUUAAAGAAGCACUUACUAAUAGACAUUUAAUAAUGAGAGAAUUAAUUCAAGCCGAAAGUCAAACUCAAGCCAAACAUUUACAAGCAACCAAGAUUAAAAAUAGAAGUGCCCUUGAUCCUAUUAAAGUUGAUGAAGCAAUUCGACAAUUAGAAUAUGCAACAAAAGCUGAAGAAUCAUUAAAUUUACAAGUUAAAAGAAUAUCGGGAGAAAUGUUAUUUGAAAAGGAUGAAAUUAUUAAUUUUACUGAGGCUAAAUUUCAAAAAUUAUUAAAGAAUUAUACUUUAAAUAAAGUUGAAUAUCAUCGAAAGAUUUUAAAACAUCUUGAAAAUAUUCGACUCGAUGUAAGAAUUGUUGAUACUAAGGGAGGAUUAUCUCGAUUAAAUAGAGAUAAUCUUACGAGUCUUAAACAUAAUUUACCUCUGUCGCAAUCAGCUAAUGGAGAUUCAUGGUCAUCGAGGACAUUUCGAUCGUUAAAGAAGGAAGAAGAAGAGCGCGAACAUAAAUUACAACAAGAACAAUAUGAUGAUGAAGAGGAUGAAGAAGGGGAUGAUAACAAUCAUCACGAUAACACUAACAUCGAUGAUCAUACUACUUCCCAUAGUAAGGGAGUGGUGGAUGCACGUAAUGCUGCCCAUUUACUUGGAGUAGCCACCUUUUAAAUAGAAUUUAUAGUUUUAUAACCACAAAUACAAAAAAACUAUAUAUCCAC